GCGCCCGGGCGUCAGUCCGGCCGCGGCGACGGCGGCAGGAGCGCGUCCCGGCGCCGCCUAAGGCUGCGCUCGGCGCGCGGACUGUGAGGAGGAGGCGAGCGAGGCUGGCGCGGGGUCGGCGGCCGGACGCAUGGCUUAGGACGCCCCGCCGCCGCGCCCCAGCAUGGGGAAACUUCACUCGAAGCCGGCCGCCGUGUGCAAGCGCAGGGAGAGCCCGGAAGGUGACAGCUUUGCCGUAAGCGCUGCUUGGGCAAGGAAAGGCAUCGAGGAGUGGAUCGGGAGGCAGCGCUGUCCAGGCAGCGUCUCAGGACCCCGUCAGCUGAGAUUGGCAGGCACUGUUGGUCGAGGCACUCGGGAACUCGUGGGUGACACUUCUAGAGAGGCUCUCGGUGAGGAGGACGAGGACGACUUCCCCCUAGAAGUGGCCCUACCGCCUGAGAAGAUCGACAGCUUAGGUAGCGGAGAUGAGAAGAGAAUGGAGAGACUGAGCGAGCCCGGCCAGGCCUCCAAGAAGCAGCUCAAGUUUGAAGAGCUGCAGUGUGAUGUCUCUGUGGAGGAGGACAGCAGGCAAGAGUGGACUUUCACUCUGUAUGACUUCGACAACAAUGGCAAAGUCACCCGUGAGGACAUUACCAGCUUGCUGCACACCAUCUAUGAAGUGGUUGACUCCUCUGUGAACCAUUCCCCCACAUCAAGCAAGACACUGCGGGUGAAGCUCACCGUGGCCCCUGACGGGAGCCAGAGUAAGAGGAGCGUCCUUUUCAACCAUACCGAUCUGCAGAGCACAAGGCCCCGAGCAGACACCAAACCCGCUGAGGAGCUGCGUGGCUGGGAGAAGAAGCAGCGAGCCCCGCUCAGGUUCCAGGGUGACAACCACCUGGAGCAGCCAGACUGCUACCACCAUUGCGUGGAUGAGAACAUCGAGAGGAGAAACCACUACCUAGACCUGGCGGGGAUAGAGAACUACACGUCUCAGUUUGGACCGGGCUCCCCUUCGGUGGCCCAGAAGUCAGAGCUGCCCCCUCGAAUCUCCAACCCUACCCGCUCUCGCUCCCACGAGCCAGAAGCCGCCCACAUCCCACACCGGAGGCCCCAAGGGGUGGACCCGGGCUCCUUCCACCUCCUUGACACCCCAUUUGCCAAGGCAUCAGAGCUCCAGCAACGGCUCCGGGGUACUCAGGAUGGGAGCAAGCACUUUGUGAGGUCCCCCAAGGCCCAGGGCAAGAACAUGGGUAUGGGCCACGGGGCCAGAGGUGCAAGAAGCAAGCCCCCGCUGGUACCCACCACCCACACUGUCUCCCCCUCUGCCCACCUGGCCACCGGCCCAGCCCUCCUCCCCACCCUGGCACCCCUGGGGCACAAGAAGCACAAGCAUCGAGCCAAGGAGAGCCAGGCGAGCUGCCGGGGCCUGCAGGCCCCCCUGGCUGCAGGAGGCUCCACCGUCAUGGGGCGGGAGCAGGUGAGGGAGCUGCCUGCCGUGGUGGUGUACGAGAGCCAGGCUGGGCAGGCCGUCCAGAGACACGAGCACCAUCACCACCACGAACACCACCACCAUUACCACCACUUCUAUCAGCCCUAGACCCCAGCAGGCUGCCACAGGAAGGACCCAGCCCACACCCUAAGGCAUUAUUAUUCUAUUAAUUAUUGUUAUUAUGGCAAUUAUUGUUAUUAAUAAUUAUUGUUACUCCACUAAUAUUUAGCCAGCCUUCAUGUAGAAGACAUAUGGAAACACAGAAGUAAACUUAUUUAUACGU
Molecule: messenger RNA, 1754 nt
Organism: Mus pahari (shrew mouse)
Lineage: Eukaryota; Metazoa; Chordata; Mammalia; Rodentia; Muridae
Gene: Nkd1
Product: NKD inhibitor of WNT signaling pathway 1
Exons: 10
Coding region: 164-1579 (471 amino acids)
Biological process (GO): negative regulation of Wnt signaling pathway
Cellular component (GO): cytoplasm
Molecular function (GO): calcium ion binding
Source: RefSeq, a predicted model, not a curated record